AUGAACAUGAUUGUUUAUGGAGCAGUGAUGAACAUAAAUCGUGGGAAUCCUUUUCAUAAAGAAGUAGUGUUGGAUUCAUGGCCAGACUUCAAAGCUGUCAUCACCAGGAGGCAGAAAGAGGUUGAGACGGAUAACCUGGACCAUUAUACGAAUGCCUAUGCUGUGUUCUACAAGGAUGUCAAGGCUUACCAACAGCUAUUGGAAGAGCAUGAUGUUAUUAACUGGGACCAGGUUUUUCAAAUACAAGGGCUGCAGAGUGACUUAUAUGAUGUUUCCAAAGCUGUUGCCAACACUAAGCAAUUGCACGUAAAGCUAACAUCCUUCCGGGCAGUUCAUUUUGCUUCUGUUCCGACUCUACCGGACAUCAGUUCCCUAUUGGGUUCUCCUCCCCGACUAACCUACCUGAGUGUUACUGAUGCUGAUCUACUCAACCGGACUUGGUCUCGGGGUGGCAAUGAGCUAUGUCUCCGGUACAUCGCCAACCUCAUCUCCUCCUUCCCCAGUGUGUGUGUCCGUGACGACAGGGGUAGCCCCGUCUCCUGGUCUAUUACAGACCAGUUUGCCACCAUGUGCCACGGCUACACCCUGCCUGAGCAUCGUCGCAAAGGUUACAGCCGACUGGUGGCCCUCACCCUGGCCAGGAAGCUGCAAAGUCGGGGAUUUCCAUCCCAGGGGAACGUCCUGGAUGACAACACUGCAUCCAUAAGCCUUCUGAAGAGUGUCCACGCUGAGUUUUUGCCUUGUCGCUUCCAUAGGCUUAUUUUCACCCCUACACUUUACUCAAGCUCACUUAUUGCCAAGAGAAACGCAGGAAUUCACUUUGUCUUCCCUGAACAUUCAUCCGCACCUUAA
Messenger RNA from Elephantulus edwardii (Cape elephant shrew), 852 nucleotides. RefSeq names its product glycine-N-acyltransferase-like 3 (gene GLYATL3). Gene Ontology annotation, cellular component: mitochondrion. The record is from RefSeq and is a predicted model, not a curated record. NCBI's taxonomy places the organism in Eukaryota, Metazoa, Chordata, Mammalia, Macroscelidea, Macroscelididae. Bases 1 to 852 code for a protein of 283 amino acids. Gene Ontology annotation, molecular function: glycine N-acyltransferase activity. The transcript is spliced from 5 exons.